This is a messenger RNA of Polypterus senegalus (gray bichir), 4523 nucleotides long. RefSeq names its product RUN domain containing 1 (gene rundc1). The record is from RefSeq and is a predicted model, not a curated record. The coding region runs from base 163 to 1878 and encodes 571 amino acids. NCBI's taxonomy places the organism in Eukaryota, Metazoa, Chordata, Cladistia, Polypteriformes, Polypteridae. The transcript has 6 exons.
UAAGAGGUGACGUCAUCCACAGCUGUCCAGUUUCCUUUAACAUGGCGUAACACCUGCUCUUUCUCUCGCGGCAGGUCGAGCCUUUUCUCUUCUUUAUUUUAGGUUUCGAGACUUUUCUUCCUUGUAUUUAUACCAAAGUAAUCACUGUGCGAAAACAGGACGAUGUCAACUGAGGAACUGUCUACGUCUGACAGCGAGCCAGCGUUCGCAGGCGGCGAGAGGUGGGCACCGGUGGGCGCGGUGGCCAACCCGGAGGAUGAAGAGGACAACGAAGGGAAAAUCCGCACUACGGAGCCGCAGCGCCGGACCUCGACCCCGGGGGAUAUGGCGGACAAACUGCGGCGCCUGGAGGAUGAGCAGGAGUUGCUGAACUCGUCGCUGCUCGCCCUCACCUCGCACUUCGCGCAGGUGCAGUUCCGGCUCAAGCAGAUCGUGCACGCGCACACUGAGGACAGGGAGCGGCUGCUGGUGGAGCUCGAGGACUUCGCGUUCCGAGGCUGCCCGCACGUGCUGGGGUGUCGCGCGCAGGACGCGCAGAUGCUGGAGAACGCGGAGGAUCUGAGCGAGCGAGAGAAGCGAGAGCGCAUGGAGGCCCACAGGCAGAAGCAGAGGGAGCUCAUCAUCCAGCUGAAGACGCAACUCGACGACCUCGAGAGGUUCGCCUAUCAGGAGGGAAACUACGACUCGGUGCCCCAGUCCAUCGUCAUGGAGCGGCAGCGGGUGAUCAUCGACGAGCUCAUCAAGAAGCUGGAUGUGAAUCUGAAUGAGGACAUUGGCAGCCUUUCACCCGAAGAACUGCGCCAGAGGGUCGACUCUGCCAUCGCCCAGAUAGUCAACCCGGCCCGAGUGAAGGAGCAUCUGGUGGAGCAGCUAAAGACGCAGAUUCGGGACUUGGAGAUGUUCAUCAGCUUCAUUCAAGAUGAAGUCGGGAACCCACUGCUGACCAGCGCCGAAAACUCUGAACGUGUGCCAGCGCCGGGCAGCAGGGGACUGCCAGGGCAGCGUAAAGUGGACGCAGAGCAGGCGAGGAAGAUGCGGGCGACGGGACUGCAGAUGAUGAGACGGGCCCUGGCGUUCCUGCAGAUCUUUGCCGUCAGCCAGUUUGGAUGUGGCGCCGCUCACCUCCCGCGGGGUCUGUGGCCGCAGGACGAGCCCGGCCAGGACUUCGCCCCUUUGCUUCUGAAGCUGGAGGCGUCGGUGGAGAAAGUGAGGAAGCAGGCCCUGAGACGACAGCCGCAUGACGACCACGUCAUCAGCUACAGCAGCACUCGCGCCAUCGCGGCGGGGGCAAAGGAUGAGUUGACGAGCGCCGUGCGCAAGGACCUGGCCGUGGCCCUCCGGGACCUGAUGGCCCACGGCCUUUACUCCCCUUCCCCGGGCAUGAGCCUGGUCCUCGCCCCCAUCGCUUGCCUGCUCCCGUCGUACAGCGCCUCCCCGCAGACCCUCCACCCCUGGGAGCUUUUUGUGAAGUACUACGACGCGAAGAACGGCCAGGCCUUCAUGGAUUCUCCAGCCAGAAAACUCUCUCAGUCGUUCAGCCUGCCGGUCAGAGGAAGCGUGACGGUGACGCCCAAGCAGUCCCUGCUGUCUGCCAUUCACUUUGUCCUCCAGGACCACGACCCAUUCAAGCGUGGCGCGGACUCGGAACUGAAGGCGCUGGUGUGCGUGGCGCUGAACGAGCAGCGUCUGGUUUCCUGGCUCAACCUGAUCUGCAAGUCGGGAACGCUGAUCCAGACCCAUUACCAGCCCUGGAGCUAUAUGGCCCAGACGGGUUUUGAAGGGGCGCUGCACAUCCUCAGUCGCCUGAGCCCCCUGCAGUUUAGCCUGCCAGUGGACCUGGCGGUGCGGCAGUUCAAAAACAUCAAAGAUGCCUUCUGAACUCUGGCAAGGAAACGCAAGUGGCCACCUCCUUGGAAAGUAUCCCACCGCUGCCACCAUUUGAUACAACCACUGCCUCUCCCAGCCUGCGCAGCAUUUGCACUUUGCUGGUGCCUAUGGCGCCGAGAUAAACUUGGUACUAUGGAUGAUGGGUAAACUUUGCUUCGCAUAACUGGUUUAACUCACUUUCCCUUUCCCUGCCCGUAAAGUCCCUGGCAGUGCCCUCCGAGUCCUGUGGCUGGCUACAAGGGGCCGGUUAGGGAUACUUCGUGUGGCACGUCCUGGGAUGGCUGAACGCGAUUUCAUAUUCAAAGUCAGUGGAAGACAGGAUUUCUCUCGUCUGCCACUACCUUGAAAGUGUUUAAAGGGGGCAGCGUCCAUGAUGAAGCGGCCAUCCGAGUGCACAUAAACACUUGGAGCGUUCCCUUCAAUGUCUGUUCGGAUUGGAGCUUUAGGAACGUUCGUGUCGGUGUGCGCUUCAAGACCGGAAUUUGGGGCCCGCUGAACCAAAAUAAGAGACUACCUUUAAGGAGUCCAUGAGGAGAUGCCAGACGUUUAAGACGCGGGCUGCACGGUGCCAAUAUUCGUGCUAAGGAUGGGGGGGCAACACCUCUGGAACACUUUGGUGCGAUCAAAGAAAAUGGCUGUGACUUCUAUAAAGCAAAAAAAAAGAGCAACUCAGAGGAGGGGGCAAAGCGGAAUGAGAGACUGGUACCAUGCCCGCUGUCUUUAAGAUGCCUACACUUGUUUAGUGAGCCGCGGAAUGUAAAAUCAAUGACAUUCUGAUUGUAACGGGCAUCUUGGGGUCCAACUUGAGCACGACAGGAUAACUCCAAGUCCCACAUUAAGCAAGCAUGUCAUGUUAGUAAUCCUCAGUCGCUAAGUGAUCACUAGAGGGGUUUAUAUGGGACCACCACACGCUUGAAAGAAUGGUGGACCCCAAGCACUCGGGGUCUUCGCGUAACCCUGGCGAUUCUUCCGUGGAGACUCCUGGGAAGCCAUUGUAGUGAUUCGGUGCCUCAUUGGCCUCGAAUCGACUGAAUUGGAAGGGCGUGGCACAGACAUUAAGACCCCCAGCACAGAGGUGGCAGCCCACCCUUGUGUAGCGAACUCUAAAGUGAAGCUCUCGUUGGAACCGAAUCGCCUCAGGGAUGCGCAAACUCUGCUUUCUGCUCUCGUCAGGGCAGGGUUGGCAUCGUCCUCCCUCGCGGUGGACACCUCUUACUUUUGGUGGGUGGUCUAACAUUGAUGGACAUUUCCAUGGUAACUACCACACGUGUCAUGGAAGUAUGGGAACCCGUGUCCACGUGACUUCAUGUGGAUUGGUGGACACCAUAAAUGGCUUUUCUCUAGCAGCCCUCGCAGACAAUUCUGUCAAAAUGGAGAGCGGCCUCAACGACAUCUUACUGGCUGCUGAGUGUAAGAGCCGGCUGAUGGAGUUUAAGGAGUUAAAUACGUUUCGUAUUCUCCAUUUGCAUUCCGCAGUUCCGUAAAAUUUUGACUGCCUAGAAAUUGGGCUGGCAACUAAAAUGAUUUUAUGCAGAUAUGAACCAACUGGGGGGGGGUUAGGAAGCAUUCUGGGCCUCUCCUCUUGUACGCCGAUCGAUAAGACCACCCUAACGUGUGGCCAGACGUCUCCUUGACCAAAUUCUCGUUUCGGAAGUGGACAAUUUCACUUCUCUGUGUGUGGCACAUUUCACCCGGGACGGCAUCUGAAAGAUGUAAGGCGCAUAUUGGGGACGCCUGCGAAGUGCUAAACGACCGGACCACUACACUCUUGAAGGAACGGUGGGCCCCCGAGCACUUCGUGUCUUCAUGUCAUCCUGGUGAUUCCACUGUGGAGGCUCAUGGGAAGGGUUUUGGUGACCGCAUGGAGGACGUGCAGCCAUUAAGAGCCCGUGCAGGGAGGUCCGCUGUCCCCUCGGAUCGCACCACUCCAGGCCCCUCCAAAGAUUAUGAAAGACGCAGAAUCGAUGAGUCGAUUAACAUUCUAGAAUUUAGAAUGAGAAAUGAAAUCUCGUCACGUGAGGAAUUGAUGAAUGCGUCUGGCCGCACAGCCUUUUAGUAUCCGUCACGGCUGGCGAGUGAAGGCUCCGUAUCAGACACUGGCGGCCAUGAUGCCAAACUUGGAUUUGUGCUUUUCACGAUUUUUGUUUUUUUUUUUUUUCUUCUCAAAAUUGUCUACAUGGUGGGUCCCAUUGAACGUGUCGAAGGGUGGAAUGGCAUUCCCUGAUUCGAUUUUAGUUGAGUAAGUGAAUGAGCGGUGGGCGCACCAGGGACUCGGACCCGUGUCUGUGGGCCGGGCGUGGAUGAACACGAUGAGGGAUUUGGGUUCUACUCGUACUGCCUGCCUGUGAUGUGUCCUUGGUAACGUCGUGUCCUGCGAGGGGCUCAUUGGCAGCUGUGCCCACUCGGUCGUCUGUCCGUUUUAUUGAUUUGUGAUUGUUGCGGGGGCUCCCGGGGGUCUCGUGAUUGGUCUUCUUCCUGUGACUUUUUGUCUGACUUCUCUUCUGUCUGUCUGUAAUGACCAGGACCCUCGUCAUAGCGGUGCACUAAACACUUUAUGUAUAUAAGUGGAGGCAAACAUGAAAAUGAGCUCUAUUUUGUUUAUAUGUAUUGGAAAAUAAAAAAAUGUCUGAAAACGA